AUGAACGCAUUCGGCGAUAAUUUCGAACAGCAGUCGGAGGUGGAUCCGGCGGCCGAGUUUUUGGCCCGCGAACAGAACGCCCUCGCUGGACUGGAGGAUGAAAUUCCCCCCGUGGCCGCUGGAGCGGGGACCUCCGCCAAUGGUUCCGUCAAUGGCGAUCCCGUGCCGAAAGCAGAAUCGACAGGACUCGAAAACGAGCUAAACGGAAGCUUUGAAAUGAUCAGUAAUGCCGAUGCGCAAGAUCCGCCCACCACUACUACUGGCGAUAAUAAUCUCAACACAGAAGAUGAUAAUGAUGAUUUUGCAGGCUUCACAGUGCCGAAGCAAGUGACGGAGGAACCGGAAAAGAUACGCAAAUGGCGCGAAGAUCAGAAGGCUCGCCUGGAGGAAAAGGACCGCGAGGAGGAACGCAAAAAGGACGAACUGCGCGAACAGGCCCGCAAGGAGCUGGAGGACUGGUACAAGCAUCACGAGGAAACCAUUUCCAAGACAAAGUCAGCCAACAGGGAAUCGGCCAAAAACGCCGAAAAGCAGUUCGUGGCUGAGACGGACGAAAUCGAACCGGGCACGGAAUGGGAACGGAUCGCCAAACUGUGCGACUUCAACCCGAAGACGAACAAAUCGAACAAAGACAUCUCGCGUAUGCGUUCCAUCAUUUUGCAGCUCAAACAGAAUCCACUCCAGGCUACGAAGAAGGUUUAAGGCGCACGGGCAGAGGUACGCUUUUACACGCUUCUAGCAUUCGUUUUGGGGGGAUUAGAAAAGCAUACGCAGACAGAUCAAGGGCGAAUGGAAGUGAAGGAUGUGGGGAAUGGGACGAAUGGAUAGAAAGUUCAGGAGGUUAAAGCAAAUGAACCUUAAAGCGUUAUUGAGAUAAUAUAAAUAUUAACUAUAGUUAAUACAGUGCAACACUCGGACAUUGCACGCCGCAAUGUGCAACGAUGCAUGAUGGGUGGUAGCAAAAGGCGUAUAAAUAAUACCUGUAUAAGUUACUGGUUAAAGUUGAAGCAAAAGAAAAGAAAAGAAAGAAUUCCUCACACAUAUAAUAGCAACACGAUACAUUCAUGUGCAGAUAUGCCGUUAGCGAUAUAUAAAGGUAUAAUACAUAUUUGAAAAUAAACGAUACACGAAAGGAUGUCGUACA
Molecule: messenger RNA, 1144 nt
Organism: Anopheles gambiae (African malaria mosquito)
Lineage: Eukaryota; Metazoa; Arthropoda; Insecta; Diptera; Culicidae
Gene: Clc
Product: clathrin light chain
Exons: 6
Coding region: 1-702 (233 amino acids)
Biological process (GO): intracellular protein transport; clathrin coat assembly; clathrin-dependent endocytosis
Cellular component (GO): plasma membrane; synaptic vesicle membrane; postsynaptic endocytic zone cytoplasmic component
Molecular function (GO): structural molecule activity; clathrin heavy chain binding
Source: RefSeq, a predicted model, not a curated record